CACUGCCAACACAGUUGGAACGAGACAAGAAAGAUGUCCGCCCAACGCCAAGCCUCCUCCGCCUCCCAAACCCCGCACCUCUCCCCAGCAGAGCUCUCCUACCUCUACACAUCCCUCUCCCUCCCCAACGCCCCCAUCCGCCCCGACGGCCGCUCCGCCACACAGUUCCGGCCCCUCGCCGCCGAAACGGACGUCCUGCCCGGCGCGAACGGCAGCGCGCGGGUCGGCUUCGCGGACGGGACGCAGGCCGUCGUGGGCGUCAAGGCUGAGGUUGAGAAAACUGUUCUGGGGUCGGAUACGACGGCCGCCGCUGCUGCGGCCGGUGAUCAUGAUGGUGAGGGGGUAGCUGGUGGGGAUGGACAGGCGCCCGGGCAGGGUCAUGGCUCGUGGGUGCAGAUGUCGAUUGAGAUUCCGGGGUUUCGGGACGAUGAUGCGUUGCCGGUUUUUUUGGCGGAGAUGAUGCGCGAGCCGCUUGUGGAGAGUGUUUCUGAUGCGAAGGGGAGUGGUGGGGGGAUGACGGGGGGGUUGAAGGCUAGGUUGGUUAUUAAUAGGAGGUGGCAUUGGAGGUUGUAUAUUGAUGUUCUACUCCUCUCGCAACCUCUUUCCUAUCCCCUCCCGCUUCUCUCUUUAACGACACACCUCGCGCUUCUCUCGACGAAACUACCGAAAUUGAAAUCGCAAGGCGAGGAGGAUCCGUUUUUCGACGACGAUUGGAACGCCGCGGAGUAUCUGUAUCCGCGCUCUGCGACCCCCUCGCUCAAACAGCAGCAAGUGCGCCCCCCUGUCACGCUGCUCGUCAUUGCAGUCGGCGAAAACGUCAUCUUCGAUCCGAACAGGGAGGAAAUCGCCGUCGCGGACACCGUCCUCGCUGUGUCGGUCACGCGCAAUGAUGGCUCAGACGGUCUGAAAUUACUAUCUAUCCGCACGGUGGAUCCCCCGUCGCGGUUAACGCAGCCGGGUGUUCCGAAUGCGGAGAACGCUGCUACGGGAGGUGCAGCCACUGGAGGAGGUGCGACAGAGUCGGGCGAAGUCCCUGGUGUGUGGCGCCCGCGGAGAGGAGGCGUCAAGCGGAGUACGAUUGCACGCAUGGCGAAGCUAGUGCUGCAGAGGGGGGGUGUGGGGGAGGAGGUGCUCGAGGGGUUGGAGGGUGUGCAGGUGGGGUGA
Molecule: messenger RNA, 1164 nt
Organism: Aspergillus campestris IBT 28561
Lineage: Eukaryota; Fungi; Ascomycota; Eurotiomycetes; Eurotiales; Aspergillaceae
Product: exosome non-catalytic core subunit RRP42
Exons: 2
Coding region: 34-1164 (376 amino acids)
Biological process (GO): U5 snRNA 3'-end processing; nuclear mRNA surveillance; nuclear polyadenylation-dependent mRNA catabolic process
Cellular component (GO): nuclear exosome (RNase complex); cytoplasmic exosome (RNase complex)
Source: RefSeq, a predicted model, not a curated record